AUGGCUUCCAAGGUCAAGCGCGCCGUGCGCAAGCGGCUCUCGCGCGGCUCGAAAGCCGCUACGGCCGUCAGUGACGCGACGAGCGAGAACAUCUCGAACGACAAGGCCGCCUCCAGAGCCUAUGACGAGGAGCAGGGCGCCGGCCGCCCCCGCAAUCCCCGCCGAACCGUCUCUCCGUCCAAGUACAAGCUGCGCGUCACCGCAGGCCCUUCCUACGAUGUCUCCACCCACCGAAUCGUCGAUGUGAACGCCCGCGACGCCCUGGCGUUCGAGAAUCAACACAUGCGCGUCAACAUCAAGGUUCGCGUGCGCGAUUACGAAGGCCUGCCCCUCUCUGCCCCCGCCAGCAGCGCGUAUUUCGCCGAUCCCGUCCACGAAAAAGACCGCUACAGCAUUGCCUUCUCCUUUGUCCCCAAGGCCGAUAUCCAAGGCACUCAUUGCGUCUGGGGCCCUAACUUCGAGCAUCCCGUACGCGAUCGUCUCCCACCGGGUUUCAACUACGCUUUUGGCAUCGUGAAACGCUGGAUUGAUCCGGGAAUUGAGUGUGAUGCGUACGCCGACAAGCCCUGGCUGUACGCCCCGGCGCUGAGCUGCUGGUUUGUGCUGCGCGUCGGCCAGAAGAUUUCCGCUCACCAUAAUGUGCCGGAGGUGGAUGAGCACCCGGUGUUGGCGGAAGGCGCCGACGGCGACGGCGCGGCAGUCAGGAGUAGACUCGGCUUGCCCGCGGAGAGCGAGAAGCGCAGGAAGCAUUUUCUCGAUGCGACCAAUAGAGAUAAGUUUGUUUUUGAACGGGGACGGCUCUACCAAGGCGACUUCUUCAAUCCAUACCUCGACUUCAACAAGUUCGCGCUUCGAUUACCGGGCUUCUCCCUCGGCGUGCUCAAAUACGUCGACGACAAAACCCACACCCUUCGUUGGGUUUUCAAGAACGCGUCUACCGGUGAUGUUUAUUUUGUCGUCGUUUUCAGUCUUCUUUACGGAGCUCAGCUAGACGAGGCUCUUCGACAAGAACAAGAAGAUGAAGAUGGAUCGCAUCGGCCCUAAUAAGGUCUAGAUGGGAUGUGGCCAUGAAUAAUGAUUCUGAGAUUGAGGCAGCAUAACGCAUGCCGGCUUUGCUGUACUUUGUUCUGCUAACCCAGCGAUUAGGUUCUAGGAGUAUAACACUAAACAAUCUCAACAGGGCUUACGGACAGGACAAUACAUUCAAUUAUGCUUGCUGUGCACUGGCGCAGGGGGUCAGAUAGCGAAUCGAUUAUUAGAGAUUUCCGUGCAUACUCCAGACAAAUUUGCGCGAAAACGCGUAUAGUAUAUAAGUAUUUAGUAGUGCAAAGUAAGAAUGGGUUAUAGAGCUUAAUAGUUAUAUUCUU
Messenger RNA from Aplosporella prunicola CBS 121167, 1367 nucleotides. RefSeq lists its product as uncharacterized. The coding region runs from base 1 to 1044 and encodes 347 amino acids. The record is from RefSeq and is a predicted model, not a curated record. The transcript is spliced from 2 exons. Lineage: Eukaryota; Fungi; Ascomycota; Dothideomycetes; Botryosphaeriales; Aplosporellaceae.